AUGGCAUCCCAACCCUACGAACUUCAGACGGCCCAAAUGGCGUUCGAGGUACCCGGUUCUUCAACGGCAUACCAGCAGCUUGCUUUCCAUGUGGGCUCGACCUUCGACCAAGACCUCCUCCUCCGCGCCGGCAAACUCAUGGGCGACGAAGCCAAAGCCAAGGGCGCCCACAUCCUCCUCGGCCCCUGCAUCAACAUGCAACGCUCGCCCCUCGGCGGUCGUGGCUUCGAAUCGCUCUCCGAAGACCCGGUUGUCGCGGGUCUCGGCGCCGCUGCGCUGGUCAAAGGCAUCCAAUCUACUGGCGUUGUAUCGACGAUUAAGCACUUCGUUACUAACGACCAGGAACACGAGCGCAUGGCUGUGAAUGCGAUUGUCUCGGAGCGAGCGUUGAGGGAGAUCUAUCUCAUGCCGUUCCAGAUUGCCGUGAGGGAUGCCCAUCCGAAUGCGUUUAUGACGGCUUAUAACAAGCUGAACGGGGUGCAUCUGUCGGAGAACAAGAGGAUUAUGGACGACGUGCUGAGGAAGGAGUGGGGAUGGGAGGGGGCGAUCAUGAGUGAUUGGUUUGGGACUUACAGCACGUCGGAUGCUGUGAACGCUGGACUGGACCUGGAGAUGCCUGGCCCGUCGAGGUGGCGAGGGGGCCUGUUGGAGCACGUCGUAUCGUGUCGGAAGGUUCCCGCCCACGUACUUGACGAGAGAGUCCGCAACAUGCUCAACCUCGUCAAGCAAUGCCGCGCGAGCGGCGUCAAAGAAUGGGCCAAAGAAGGCACCAACGACACGCCCGAGACCGCCAAACUCCUCCGCAAACUCGCAGCCGAAAGCUGCGUCCUCCUCAAAAACGACAAGGACGUCCUGCCCCUCAAGAAAGACAAAUCCGUGCUCCUUAUCGGCCCCAACGCCCGCACCAGCGUCUUCUGCGGCGGCGGCUCUUCGAGCAUGCAACCUUACUACGCAAUCUCGCCCUUCGAAGGCGUGCAGGCGAAGCUGAAAAACCAGAGUAAGAUCCAGCAUACCAUCGGCUGCUACAGCCACAAGGAGCUGCCGUUGGCUAGUAACCAGUUCACGGUGGAAGCGGACCAGAGCUCGAAGAAAGGGUUGAUCUUCAAAGCGUACAACGAACCACCGCAGACAGAAGGCCGCACCGCCGUCGACGAGAUUUUGCUGACGAACACUUACUGCAUGCUCAUGGACUACAAGCACCCGCUGCUCGAAGACGACCUUUGGUACGCGGACGUAGAAGGCUACUUCCAAGCCGAGCGCACCGGGGAGUAUGAACUCGGGCUCUGCAUCUACGGCACCGGGAACUUGUACGUCGAUGGGAAAUUGGUCAUCGAUAACACCAGCAAGCAAACCCAGGGUACCGUCUUCUUCGGCUGCGGUACUGUGGAGGAGAAAGGCACCAUCCACAUGGAAGAAGGCAAAACGUACCACGUCAAGCUCGAGUUCGCCUCUGCCGUGACGUCGAAGCUGGACGGAGGCGGCGUGCCCCAGUUCGGCGGCGGCGGCUUCAGGAUCGGAGGCGCGUGGGUGCUGGAUAUGAACGACACGAUCGCGGAAGCUGCCAAACUCGCCAAAGAAGCGGAACAAGUCGUCAUCUGCGCAGGCUUGAACCAGGACUGGGAAGGCGAAGGCGCGGAUCGGGUGGACAUGAAACUCCCCGGCAAAAUGGACGAGCUCAUCACCCGCGUUGCGGAAGCCAACCCGGAGACUAUCGUGAUCAACCAGACUGGCACCCCGGUCGAGAUGCCUUGGGUGCACAAGGUAGCUGGGUUAGUGCAAGCGUGGUACGGUGGCAACGAGACCGGGAACGGGAUCGCGGACGUGUUGUUCGGGGACGUCAAUCCGGCGGGGCGGUUAUCGCUGUCGUGGCCGAAGAGGGUGGAGGAUAAUCCGGCUUUCUACAAUUACCGGUCUGAAGGCGGGCGGACGCUGUAUGGAGAAGACGUUUACAUUGGAUACCGGCAUUACGAGACUGUCAAGCGGGACGUGAAUUUCAUGUUCGGGCAGGGGAUAUCGUAUACGACUUUCGAUCUGUCGGGGCUGAAAGUCAGCAAGACCGGCGCUGAUGACCUCUCAGCCAAGGUGGUGGUGAGCCUCACGGUCCGCAACACAGGCAAGCUGGACGGGCAAGACGUUGUGCAGGUCUACGUCCGCCCUACGAAGCCUGGCAUCCGACGUCCUCCGCGGGAGUUGAAGGGUUUCACCAAAGUGCCCGUCAAAGCUGGAUCGAAGGCGACGGCGAAGGUGGAGAUUCCGUUGAAGUAUGCUGCGUCGUACUGGGAUGAGAUUCGGGAGGCGUGGGUGAUGGAGCAGGGGAGUUAUGAGUUUGAAGUUGUGGACGGGACGGGGGCGCAGGAAGGGCUGGUGGGGAGUGUCGAGGUUGGGAAGACGGGGUGGUGGAAUGGGCUGUAG
Saxophila tyrrhenica is the source of this 2412-nucleotide messenger RNA. It is a transcript of the gene BGL1, whose product is annotated as beta-glucosidase. Gene Ontology annotation, molecular function: beta-glucosidase activity. Lineage: Eukaryota; Fungi; Ascomycota; Dothideomycetes; Mycosphaerellales; Extremaceae. Gene Ontology annotation, biological process: glucan catabolic process. The coding region runs from base 1 to 2412 and encodes 803 amino acids. The record is from RefSeq and is a predicted model, not a curated record. The transcript is spliced from 2 exons.